ACAGGUGGGCCUUUGUUGCAGUAAUUUACUUGAAUAAAAGGUGUCGCUUUUGACCCGGAAGUGAGAGAGCGAGUCGAAGUGAGCAAGAUGGAAGUAGUGAAUGACCAAGCUGCCAUGCUCAGUAAUUAUGAGGUUUUCUCUCUACUAAAAGAGAUUGAGUCUAAAGGAAAGAAGAAGAAGUCCCGUGCCCAGCAGAACCUUGCAACCAUAACAUAUGAGACCCUGAAGUACCUGUCCAACACUCCCUGCACACUACAGAACCCAGAGAUGGUGGCAGAGUUUAUGGAGGCCCUGGGUCCUUACAAUCUCACCAAGGCUGAGAAAUUGCAGCUACUGAAUCACAGACCGUCCAGUGCAGUAGAGAUACAGUUGAUAAUAGAAGAAAGUGAAGAGCGGCUGACAGAAGAACAGAUAGACGAACUGUUGCAGUUGGUCGCUGACAAACUGCCCGACCCAAAUGCACCGGAGGGGGGAGGGGAGGAGGAGGAUGGUGGGGAGGGGGGCACAGAACGUAUGGAGGAAGAGGAGGAAUAGAUAGAGAUGUUUUAUUUUUAGGGUUAUUCCAUCUUGAAAAGUUGGCAGGGGUGAGCAACAUCUUGUAUAUAUUUUCUACCUCGGAUCCCUCGUCGCUGUCAAACUUUUUUUCAAUGGAAUGGUCCAUUUGUAGCCUAUUAGAAUCAUCACCAGUAAUGAUAGAAUUUGGAAGGUCAAUGAGAAUUUGAGUCUGAUCAACUGAAAUUGAAGAUUAUUUAGAUGAAGACAUCUAGUAGUUUGUCUGUUUAAAUCAUUCAUUUUCCAAAUAAAGUAACAUGUAUUUCAUGUG
This is a messenger RNA of Branchiostoma floridae (Florida lancelet), 823 nucleotides long. RefSeq names its product DNA-directed RNA polymerase III subunit RPC9-like. The transcript is spliced from 7 exons. Gene Ontology annotation, molecular function: nucleotide binding. Gene Ontology annotation, cellular component: RNA polymerase III complex. The record is from RefSeq and is a predicted model, not a curated record. Bases 88 to 534 code for a protein of 148 amino acids. Gene Ontology annotation, biological process: transcription initiation at RNA polymerase III promoter. Lineage: Eukaryota; Metazoa; Chordata; Leptocardii; Amphioxiformes; Branchiostomatidae.